Messenger RNA from Priapulus caudatus, 974 nucleotides. Its product is annotated as histidine triad nucleotide-binding protein 3-like. The record is from RefSeq and is a predicted model, not a curated record. Lineage: Eukaryota; Metazoa; Priapulida; Priapulimorpha; Priapulimorphida; Priapulidae. Gene Ontology annotation, molecular function: catalytic activity. Bases 32 to 511 code for a protein of 159 amino acids. The transcript is spliced from 5 exons.
CACCAAUUACUAUGUAAACAGCAAACACGGAAUGGCUAGUCAAUGUAUAUUCUGCAAAAUUGCUCUAGGGGUCGACGAAAAGACAAAAUUGACGUAUGAGGAUGAGGAGUUUGUCGUAUUUCCAGACAUUCGUCCAGCAACGAAACACCACUACCUGAUCUGCCCGAAAAAUCACAUCCGCGACCCAAAGUUGCUCACCAGAGAAAAUGUACCAUUGGUGGAACGGAUGUUGGCGGUGGCGGAGAAGGUGCUAGAGCAGCAGGGAUGCAGCAAGGAGAGCAAGAACCGCAGGAUGGGUUUUCACUGGCCUCCGUUUAACGUUGUCCAGCACCUGCAUCUGCACGUGAUCGUCCCGGCAACCGAGAUGAGUUGGCUGUCCAGUCUUAUCUACCGCCCAAACUCCUGGUGGUUUGCGACGAGCGACUGGCUGCUUGAACACUUGCGAAAUUUGCCCGAGCCAGAGCGAACAACGUACGAUAUCGUUCCGCCACCAGGUGCCAGCACCGGUUAGAGACAGUCGUCGAGGCGUGUGUAAUUUAGAAAUGUUAGGGCUGUUUGAAGUGGAUUACAAUUUAAAAAGCAAUCAAUGUGAUUACGUUAUGCUGCGUAGCAAUGCUGAAAUUCGUUGAGAUGGCAAUUGUGUUCAUAUUGUGAUGUUCUUUUAUUUUGUAAUUGGAUUCUAUGCAUAUAAAUAAUAUAUAAUUUGUAAUUAUUGUUGAAAUAGAAUGUAAAGUAAACAUAAAGAUUAAAUUUGUCUAGUACAGCUGUAGUAGUUGUUCAUAAUAGAUAUUUUGUUAUGAUUUUUAAUCAUAUAAUUUAUUACACAGCAAGUGAUAGGGUCAGCUGUCAAACAAAUUAAAGUUGCACCGCCUAUAAUACAUAAUAGCUUUAACAUUAAAAUAGCAUGGAUGCCAUCUGGCGUAACAAUAGCACCCGGCAGAUAGGUGCGAUAUUAUAUGACUACUAGGCACUUA